UCAAACCAUUACUCCUACAAUUAUUGGGUUUUCCCAAGCCAAACAACACAUGCUUUUGAGGAUUUUAGAUCAGAGUCUCACUAUUCCAUCGCGAUGGACAGGGAUUCCUGCCAAAAUUUCUCAUUAGACUCCACGAGCAGUUCCCAUUUUGCUCCUCCGCCAGUUUGCGCGCCCAGAAGGAAGAAGCCGGAGAAGCCCGCAGCUGAGGAGGCAUCUCCCGAAUGCUCCAACGUCACAUCGUCAUCCUCGUCCUCGACAACCACCAUAUCCAUAGGCGCCUUCGAUUCGCAAUGCAACCUCCACAACGCCCGGAAUCCCGAGGCCCCGAACAUUGGCUAUGAGUUGAACGUGGCCAAGUCCAUAUUGCAGAAGUAUAGCACCCUCAGUGGGGACAACUUGUUCGAUCAUCUUAGUGACAUCAUAAAGAGGGUGAUUGACGAACGUCCUCCGAAUGUGAUAGACUUCUUCGAGGAAUUUAGCCGAAAUGUUCGCGAACAGAAGUUCCACUUGCCAGAACGCUUUCCGCCCAGUGGCGUGUUCGAUGAGGUGCGAUCUUUCCGGGUGGCCAAGAAAAUUCUCCAAUCCAUGAAGCUGCCCUAUGUCGUUGAGGGUGAGGAUCUGAUGGGCGAAGACCUGUCCGUCGAGGAUUUGAGAACGAACGAGGAUAUGCGCAUUGUCAUCGACGAUUCCAUGCGAUACUUCGUCACAUUCAACGAGCGAGUCCAGCAGCUGCAGUUCUAUUGGACACAGUGCGGAUUUAGCAUCAGCAACGACGACAUCUUCCAGCUGGCCAGCGCCAUGAACCGGCUGCAGACGCAUCCCUCGAUCAUGCAAUGCAGAUUCUGGGGCUGCAUCAACGGACUGAAGGCCUCUUACUACAUAGUGGAAGCUUCGCUCACCCGCGAGGAAAUCGCCUCGCGCUUGGUCAUGAUGGAGGAAGAGAUGCGGCAGAAGCAGAUUCCGUUCCCGAUGCGCAAGGACAGGGAGGACAAGCCACCGCCGGCGCACAUUGGGCCGGAGCUCACACCGGGCAUCUAUGGCUGGGAGGAAUUUCCGCCUGAGGAGCUCGAGAAGAUGAAGCCCAAGGCUGCGCCCGUUCCCCUGGUGGAGGAGAUGGAGCUCUACGACAUUCCACCGGAGUUCAUUGGCAAGGGCUGCAAUAGGUACUCCUAUUUCGUUGUGAACUCGCUAUUUGACGACUGGAUCGAACUACCUAUAGUGACCCCUCGACAGAUUGUCGUUUCGCGGCAGAUCAAGAAGUUCCUAACAGGCGAUCUGGAGGCGGAUGUCAUAUCCUACCCCUGCUUCCCUGGAAAGGAGAAACAUUACCUACGGACUCUGAUAGGUCGCAUCACAGCGGGUACCUACAUCGCUCCUGUGGGCUACUACAGGCGCAUGACCAAGAAGGAGCAGCGGAUGUUCGAUGGCGAGGAAGAAGAAGAGGGCGAGGAGGAGGAGGAGGAAGAAGAGGAGGAGGAGUUCAACGAAGGCGAGGAGGAGCAAAUAGAAGAUAACGACGUAAUGCUUUUGAAAAACGAGAAGUACGAGGCGGAACCACUGGGUUCUCUGGCCACCCCGGUUGCUUGGGUUCAUGUCAGGUCCAAUAUUCUGAACCAACAAGGCCGCGUUGUCUGGUACGACGAGGAGAAGGCCCGCAAGGAGCGCGAAAAGGCACUGGCCCUGUACCUGAAGAUGCAGAUGCUGGGCGAGAUGGAAGAGGAGGUGGAGGAGGAGGAGGAUGAGGAAGAAGGCGAGGAGGAGGGCGAAGAAGAGGGCAUGAUCGAGGGCUUCAAUCAGCCCGAACUGGGUCCCAGUAUCCUCUCCUCCUGUGCCAAUGACAUGAACCCCGAGGUGCCAGUUUCCUGGCUCGCCCGCAUGACCAGCAAGUACACGAAUCAGAAGGAGCGAAUGCUCGUGAUGCAGUCGAACGUCUGGCCAGGCGCCUACACGUUCAUCUUUGAGAAGACCUGCGAGUCGAUAUACUUGGGCUGGGGCCACAAGUACUACGCCCGCAAUAUUCCCUUCAAGCACUUGCCGAUGGUGCAGGAGGAGUUCCCCCACAACCCAGAGGACUUCGUCGAGGCCAACGAUCCGACUGUCGAGGAGGAGGAAGCUUACAAGGCUUGGCUCCUCCGGAAGCAGCAGAAGGCCGAGUAUGUGGCCGAAGACAUCGAAGACUACGAUGAUGACGAGUUCGCCGAUCAGUAUGACGACGACUGAGUUAAAUGAAAUUGCUUGUUUUUAUGUUCUCAUUCAAGUUCUGCAAUAAAAUGUAUUGGCUUUG
This is a messenger RNA of Drosophila melanogaster (fruit fly), 2284 nucleotides long. It is a transcript of the gene Rsph4a, whose product is annotated as radial spoke head protein 4a. Gene Ontology annotation, cellular component: radial spoke; axoneme. The record is from RefSeq and is marked reviewed. The coding region runs from base 94 to 2220 and encodes 708 amino acids. The transcript is spliced from 4 exons. Lineage: Eukaryota; Metazoa; Arthropoda; Insecta; Diptera; Drosophilidae. Gene Ontology annotation, biological process: cilium movement involved in cell motility; cilium assembly.